Dioscorea cayenensis subsp. rotundata (Guinea yam) is the source of this 1686-nucleotide messenger RNA. Its product is annotated as putative glycerol-3-phosphate transporter 5. Bases 25 to 1425 code for a protein of 466 amino acids. The transcript has 2 exons. Gene Ontology annotation, molecular function: transmembrane transporter activity. The record is from RefSeq and is a predicted model, not a curated record. Lineage: Eukaryota; Viridiplantae; Streptophyta; Magnoliopsida; Dioscoreales; Dioscoreaceae. Gene Ontology annotation, cellular component: membrane. Gene Ontology annotation, biological process: transmembrane transport; phosphate ion homeostasis.
UCGAGAGCUCCAUGUCUUCCUCCAAUGGAGACUUCUCCAUCUCCGUCUCCGAAACCAAGCCUUCUCUACCACCAGAUCUCCGUUCUUCUCCUCACCUUCUCGGCCUACGCCUCCUUCCACGCCUCCCGCAAGCCUCCCAGCAUCGUCAAGCCCGCCCUUGCCCCAGAUCCAUCUACCAACUCCCCCGGAUGGUCGCCUUUCGGUGGUGCUUCGGGCCCUCACCGUCUCGGCGAGCUCGACCUCGCCUUCCUCUCCUCCUACUCUGUCGGCAUGUACCUCGCCGGCCACGCCGCCGACCGCCUCAACCUCCGCCGCUUCCUCGCCCUCGGUAUGCUUCUAUCCGGCCUAUCCACCAUCGCUUUCGGCCUCGGCUUCUUCUUCGGCAUCCAUCGCUUGGCCUUCUUCAUGGCUGUCCAGAUCGCCGGCGGUCUGGUCCAGUCCAUUGGGUGGCCGUGCGUCGUCUCCGUGGUCGGUAACUGGUUCGGGAAGUCACGCAGGGGGCUAAUCAUGGGGGUUUGGAACUCGCAUACAUCGUUCGGGAACAUCCUCGGAUCGGUAUUGGCGUCAUCGGUUCUCGAGUUUGGGUGGGGAUGGUCGUUUGUGAUUCCUGGCGUGCUGAUCAUCGUGGUCGGCUUCUUCGUUCUAGGAUUCUUGGUCGUGGAUCCGAGGGACGCCGGGUUCGAGCUCGAGGUGCCGGUGAUGGAGGUCGAGAUGAGCGAUGGAGUUGCGGAUCUGGGGAAUGGGGAGGAGGUUGGGCUUCUGGAAGAUGGAGUCAAGCUUGAUUCGGCUCCGGCGAAGGCCAUUGGCUUCGUGGAGGCAUGGAGACUGCCCGGCGUGGCGCCAUUUGCGUUCUGCCUCUUCUUCUCAAAGCUCGUGGCUUAUACCUUUCUCUACUGGUUGCCCUUCUACAUCCGGCACACUGCUGUUGCUGGGCAACAAUUGUCACACAAAACCGCCGGAAUGCUUUCAACUAUAUUUGAUGUUGGAGGAGUAUUAGGUGGGAUUUCAGCAGGAUUCAUCUCAGAUCGUCUUGAUGCUCGUGCUGUGACCUCAAUCAUUUUCCUCGUAUGCUCAAUCCCGGCACUUGUCAUUUACCGAAUAUACGGCAGCAUUUCAAUGUACUUCAAUAUCAGCCUAAUGUUCCUCUCAGGCUAUUUUGUGAACGGCCCGUAUGCGCUAAUUACCACGGCUGUUGCUGCUGAUCUGGGUACUCAAGACUCGAUUAAAGGAAAUUCACGAGCUUUAGCCACGGUGACUGCCAUCAUUGAUGGUACUGGCUCUGUUGGAGCUGCUUUGGGGCCAUUGCUAACAGGUUAUAUCUCAACUAAUGGUUGGGACAGUGUUUUCUUAAUGCUUAUUUUAUCGACUUCUCUUGCAAUCAUGUUUUUGAUUCACCUUGCAAAAGCUGAGAUACAAGCAAAAUAAACCAAAGAAACUACACUUGUGCAACAAAAAUUGGAGGGAGUUUCACCCCCGCAUUACAGGAUAUAUUUUUUUGAUGAUUCAUAUAUAUAUAUAUAUAUAUAUAUAUAUAUAUAUGUAUACAAUUUGUUGUAAGAACCACAUCGAUGUAGAUAACAUUUUUCUUAUACGAGCACAUUUGAUUUUGGAUUUGUGUGAUUCUUCAUUUCUUGUUUGUAAAGGACACAUGUACCAUAAUUUGCAGUAUCCAUUCUGAAGGUUUCA